Molecule: messenger RNA, 1358 nt
Organism: Danio aesculapii
Lineage: Eukaryota; Metazoa; Chordata; Actinopteri; Cypriniformes; Danionidae
Gene: cpa4
Product: carboxypeptidase A4
Exons: 11
Coding region: 47-1306 (419 amino acids)
Biological process (GO): proteolysis
Molecular function (GO): zinc ion binding; metallocarboxypeptidase activity
Source: RefSeq, a predicted model, not a curated record
CAAUGAAACAUCCAAGCAGUAGAGAUCACUACUACAACUGGAGAACAUGAGACUUUUUAUAGUAUUCUUUGCACUUCUGGUGGCUGCUCACUGUGAGCAGCUCUUUAAUGGAGACCAAGUUCUCAGAAUCCAUGCAGAAUCUGAAGACCAUAUUGAAGUCUUGAAGGAGCUGGAUGAGGAGGUAGAUUCAGCGCUGGAUUUCUGGACUCAUGGCUUCUCAACUGAGCGACCUGUUGAUGUCCGUGUGCCUCAUGCUAGUCUGUACGCUGUUAAAGAUUUCCUGAAGGAAAACAACAUCCCUUUUACUGUCAUGAUCAACAAUGUGCAGGACCUUUUGGAUGAGCAGAAGGCAGAGAUGGUCAGCAAUGCAGCGACUGAACGCAACACCAAGAUCUUCGACUUUGCUGCUUAUCAUGACCUGGGCACUAUUUAUAGCUUUAUGGACACCCUUGUUGCAAGUCACCCAAACCUGAUCUCCAAAAUAAAUAUCGGCAACUCCUACGAGAGCCGUCCCAUGUAUGCCCUGAAGUUCAGCACGGGUGGUGUGAACCGACCGGCGAUCUGGAUUGAUGCUGGUAUUCAUGCUAGAGAGUGGGUGACUCAGGCUUCUGCUGUGUGGAUCGCCGACAAGAUGGCUUCAGACUAUGGCAUCGAUCCCUCCGUGACCUCUCUUCUUGGGCAGAUGGAUGUCUACUUGAUGAUUGUGACUAACCCUGAUGGAUAUGCUUUCACUCACACAGAUAACCGCAUGUGGCGUAAAACUCGUUCUGUAAACCUUGGCUCCUCCUGCCGUGGUGCUGAUCCAAACAGGAACUGGGAUGCUGGUUUUGGUGGCCCUGGAGCCAGCAAGAAUCCCUGUUCCGACUCUUACCAUGGUCCCUAUGCCCACUCCGAGGUGGAAGUGAAAAAUGUUGUGGACCUCAUUAAGAGUCACGGCAACUUCAAAUCCUUCAUCUCCAUCCAUUCUUACUCCCAACUCCUAAUGUAUCCCUAUGGCUACACAUGCACAAACAUUCCUGACCAGAAUGAACUGCAUGCUGUAGGCACAGCUGCCAUUAAAGAACUUAUGUCCCUCUAUAACACCAAAUACCAAGUCGGCAGCAUCUGCAAGAUUAUCUACCAAGCAAGUGGUGGAAGCAUCGACUGGACUUACAAAAUUGGCAUCAAAUAUUCCUUUGCCUUCGAAUUGCGUGACACUGGGUUCUAUGGUUUCCUACUGCCUGCCAACCAGAUUAUUCCCACUGCCGAAGAGACCUGGCUUGGACUCAAGAACAUUAUGGAAUAUGUUCGUGAUCACCCUUAUUGAGAGAAAUGUGAAAAUGUAUUGAAGCCUUAUUAAUAAAGGUUGCAGACCCCCA